Messenger RNA from Rhinichthys klamathensis goyatoka, 2557 nucleotides. RefSeq lists its product as uncharacterized. NCBI's taxonomy places the organism in Eukaryota, Metazoa, Chordata, Actinopteri, Cypriniformes, Leuciscidae. The transcript is spliced from 8 exons. The record is from RefSeq and is a predicted model, not a curated record. Bases 91 to 1029 code for a protein of 312 amino acids.
AACUGCUUUUUCAGAUCACUGGCAUAUGCGAUUUGUGGAAGUGAGGACAAACAUUUGAAGAUUCGCCGUGCAGUUGUCAAACACCUGAAAAUGAACGCUUCAAUAUUUGAGAGGUAUGUGAGAAGUGAGUAUACUUCAGUAGAGGACUACUUGAUACAAUCUAGAGUCUAUUAUUCUGGGUCAUGGGUCACUGAAAUUGACAUCUUUGCUUCUGCUGAUCUAUUUAAAACAACAAUAAUGACUUUUAAUGAUGGCCGGUGGAAUGCACACAAACCUACUGGAGAGGUAAUUGUAAACAAUGCAAUAUAUUUGAAAAACUGUAAUGGUAAUCAUUAUGAAGUUGUGACAUGUGUCAAGCACAGAGAUCAAGACAUUUGCGCAGCAAAGUGUGGGAAUGCUACUUCAAAUGAGGUGAGAAUGCUAUGUCUGCGUAAAAGGAAGGUAAGUGACGCUGCAGAAUGUGACCAAGAGACCAAGAGACAGAAACAAUGGAAGUAUGAGAAGUCCAAGUAUGAUAGUGACAUUGAUUUCAGACAGAAUAAAAUUGCCCAUGCCAAAACAAAAUACCGUGAUGUUCAGUUUCAGAAACAUGUUUGCCAGUAUUCUCAGAUGAAAUAUAAAAAUAAUGUCUCAUUUCAGGCAACUGUACGUGAGUAUUCCAAGAAGAAAUAUCUUCAAAACCUGGCCUUUAACACAAGAGUGCGUGAGUAUUCCAAGAAGAAAUAUCUUCAAAACCUGGCCUUUAACACAAGAGUGCGUGAGUAUUCCAAGAGGAAAUAUCUUCAAAACCUGGCCUUUAACACAAGAGUACGUGAGUAUUCCAAGAAGAAAUAUCUUCAAAACCUGGACUUUAAAGUAAGAGUGCGUGAGUAUUCUAAGACAAAAUAUCACAAAGAUGUAAACUUUCAUUUCAGUAAAAUACAAAAAGGCUGUGAGGUAUAUGCAAAAAAAAGGGAAAAACAGAAAGACAUUGGUGUUGCCAUUGCUGGUUUUCGUCAAGAAGUGAGUAGAGGUCCAGAGUUUGUGUGAUGUGUUUGUCACCGUUUACUUUUCAGAAAGCAGGUUACUGAAUGCAAACCAGAAUGCUAUGAAGACAAAGGAGACAAAAUUGCUGCUUUGGCAAGAAGAUGCAUCACCCUGAGAUUGAGGUCCAUGAAGGUCUGUUCAAGUUCACAAGUGAAAACGGUAUGUUAUUAGACCAUUUAUUUCAAAUCAUUUCAAUAAGAAAAUGAUUCAUUUGUUGUAAUUUCUGCAAGUCCACUAGUAUGCUAUCAAGAAAGGUUUACUCAUGUAAGGUAAUAUGUCUGAUUUAUGCAGCACGCUGAACUAAGAAAUGUAUAUAAUUACACUGUCUAUUCUGUUUUUGUUCGUACAAUGUGACGCACAUCUUGAGAUUCCAAGGUCUAUACAGUCCUGACCAUUCCAUACCAAGUUCUAUCCAUUGUUCAUCGGGCACAAACCAGCACCUCCCAUAAUUGCUCUUCUUUCUGGAGCUCCAAAGCUACAUCCAGUCAAGUCUAAGCCAUCCAAACAACACUGGAUGCUUCCAAUCAGCAUAGGAAGCAUCCACAAAGACUGCCUGCAUUCCUACAGUUGUCUUAUAAAAUGCAAUUAAGUUAAUAGGAUUACAAGAAAACAUCUAAAAAUGAUCUAGAAAACUUCACAUAGAAAGAUUUCUGAAUGAACUGAAGUUAUAAUUUCCUCCAUAUGUCAUCACAAGAUUAUCUGCACCAUGAACUUUUAUAAAGAAUCGCACAACUAUUAAGAUGGUAAGUUUUAUUGAAGUAAAUUUAAGUUGUGGACAUUUAUACAAGCACUGAUAAUCUACUAAUGGUACACUUUCAGAUUUGUGCAGCAACUCUAACUACUGUUGAUAUUUUGAAGUCCACAUAUCCCUAUACAAAUGUCCACAAAAGAUUUCUGAAAUUCACAGAAGUCAUAAUUUCCUCCAUAUACCCAUCACAAGAUUCUCUGCUCCAUGAACUUUUAUAAAGAAGCGCACAACUGAUAAAACAAUUUGUGCAGCAACUCUAACUACUGUUGAUAUUUUGAAGUCCACAUAUCCCUAUACAAAUGUCCACAAAAGAUAUCUGAAAUGCACUGAAGUCAAAACUUCCUCACAUAUACCAAUGAAAAGAUUGUAUGCGGCAUUAACUUCUCUAAAGUGUACAACUGAUUAAAAAAGAAAUAGUGACAACAACAUUCUUCUGAACUAUCAAUUCAAAAAUUGUUCUGAAAAAACUUUAAACCUAUGCAGGCAGUCAAUAGUCAAUUGUUAUUUUACAAAUGAAUACAUAAUCUCCACAGUAACAAUGUUGAAUGGAUGGCUUGUAUUACAUUUGGCCUAUGUAUAGUUACUUUAAUAUGUGCCAGCCAAAAGAGGAUGGCCUGCCCCUGCUGAGUCUGGUUCCUCUCAAGGUUUCUUCCUUUGCCACUACGCUGAUUAUGCUCCAGCCCUUGGUCCAUGAUGUUCCACACUGCUAUCUAUGGGAGUUUUUCCUUGCCACUGUCGCCUUUUUGGCUUGCUCACUGGGGUAUUAAGGCACAACAUGUUAAA